AACAUUUAUUCACUAGCUUAAGCUGCAAAGCCCAUGUGCGAUAAUUAAUUAUCAAUAUCGAGAUUGACAAGAACUUGUUUUUGCAAAUAUGGCCGAUUCUGUGUCAGCAGCGCUUCAAGAUUGUCAGAAUAAGGUUGACUCUGGAAUGAAGUCACUACUCAAUGACUUAGAUAAUACAGUUCUUCGUAAAUUACAGAAAGAGAUGUACCUGUGCAGUGCGAGAUGCUGUGAUCAGUUAUCAGGAGAUCGACAAGGGUGUAUACAGAGAUGCCAGCAGCCAGCUCAGCAGACUGAAGAAUAUGUGCAGAAAGAAUUAACAGAUUUCUUGGACCGGCUCCAGAGGUGCACGCUGCAAUGCCAAGAUGAAGCCAAGGACAAGAUCCGAGACAAUAUGUCAUCUUCUGACGAGGCCAAGGUACGCAAGAACCUAGAGGGCUGUCUGAUCAAAUGUGGGGACAAGCACGUCGCCAUGUUUCCCGCCCUGAAGACCCGAUUGUCAGAUCACGUCAGCAAGUUUUUAUGAAACUUAAUUGUAGAAAAAUAUAGUGUAACAAAUUUAAGAUAUUCUACAAAUAUUGCUCUGAGGGGCAUUCCAUGAAAGUUGUCAGCACUGAUGUUAGGGCUGACAAUUUCAGUGAAAUCCUUGGUUUUGAUUGGCCUCUGAUUGUUACUUUGGUAACUGGAAGAAAGAAAACUUGUCAGUGCUGAAAACUUUCAUGAAAUAUAAGGAAUUAGAAAUUAUAUUUUCGAAGUAAACACUUAAAAUUGAUAUAUCUUAUUCCUUAUAUUUUUCUUGUCCAUUUUCAAAAGGCGACAACUCUGUAAAAUGAGCAUUUCAAUAGGUGAAAACUUUUUUACUUUAGAGAGUCUAUGGAGUUGUUUAAUUUUGAUAAUUUUUAUAUGGUUCAAGAAAGAGAAGAGAGUCUCUUGUUGAUUUUUAAUCAAGUUUUUAGAGCGUUAGAAAAUAGGUACACUUGAUUCAUG
This is a messenger RNA of Lytechinus variegatus (green sea urchin), 984 nucleotides long. Its product is annotated as protein FAM136A-like. Gene Ontology annotation, cellular component: cytoplasm. The transcript has 3 exons. Bases 89 to 523 code for a protein of 144 amino acids. The record is from RefSeq and is a predicted model, not a curated record. Lineage: Eukaryota; Metazoa; Echinodermata; Echinoidea; Temnopleuroida; Toxopneustidae.